AUGAAAGCUCGGAUGAUUGUCGAUUUCCGUGAGAGCGGUCUCAACCAAGGCGAGCUUAACGACGUGGCGAGGUACCUGGAGCCUCACAUCUCUCCGAAGGGAACGGCGGAGUUCGAGAUACCACGGAGGUGCGAGGCGGCUAAGACGGCCUUCUGCGCGAUGGGAGCCUUCUGGAGCCUUUCGACGCCAUGGAGGUGGAAACGCGUGGUGUUCUCGGGUACGGUGAUGGGGGCGAUACUGCCAGGGAUGGAGUGCUUCAUCUUAUCGGAGGCGCAGUACAGAGGCUGGACUUGUGCUGGGCGGGGCUGGGGCGCAUUGCCAUGGCCGCGGGGGCUCGACCAAGUGGCCUGGCUGGAGGACGGCACCGUGAAGAGCUUGACGACGGAGGAGGUGCUGGCGUAUUUGCGCGUGGGCGACACGAAGACCGAGUUGCUGGUCAGGAGGCUGAAGUGGUAUCAGAGCUGGGCUCGACGACCUUGGCACCACGCUCAACUACUCUCGAUUCUUUUUGCCGACCUACCUGGGGUUCACGGAGCGAGCGAAACGAUGGAGGACGAGGCUGAGACGCUGGAGGAGCUAGGCAGGGCCCCCUGGAAGCUGGAGGCGGACCGAGAGCUGGCGAAACAGUUCUUGCGGAUGGACUUUGCGAGGGUGAGGUGCAACACGUACACGGUGAUGAUCCCUCCUCCUGGGCUGGAGCGGCCAGCUGAAACGCAGCGCCAGGGAACAACGGAACGACCAGCCGAAACGCAACGCCAGGGAACAGCGGUGGAGGAGGCAUUGGAGCUGGAGCAGGGCGACGACGCGCUCAGGGACAUCUGCGCGUGCGGAGCAAAAGGCAUCGUCGGCGCUCAACUGGUGAAGUGCGGGCAGGAGUACGACAGUCAGGGCAAGGAACUUAAGGCAAAGCUGGUCAAGGGCGAGCAGGUGGACUUCAAAACGCGAAGCAGCCCACGCAUCGGGCUCUUCGCGAAGACGCGCGCGAACGAGGCGGUCCACAAGAAGCUGGUGCACUACUGGAAAGAACAGGUGGUGAUGGGGGCGCCCGAGCAGCUGGAUGAUGAUGGCCACCAGUUCCGCUGCCGCACGAGCUGGACCCAGGAGGAGAAGGACGGCGAAUGCGGGGUUCUCUCGGUGGCCCUCAGCAGAUUGGGAGUGGGGGCGGCAGCGGGCCAGAUUAUCUGGACGUUCAUCAAGGACCUGGAGACGGACGUGGAGAUGGCGGGCGCGGCGCCUCGAGGGCCGCUCGAACGAGAGACGUCCCGGUGCCUGGCGGCCGUGACGGGCAGCAAGAAGGAGUACGGCCACACGAACCCGGACGCCUUCAUCGGGCCGCCCCUGGCGGAGUUCCUGAGCCCGGGCGCCGACGUGUCCGCCAUGCAGGCGCUCUUCGCCGACGAUUUGGCCCGCCAGCUGUGCAGCUUCCAGGGCUUCAACAGCUCGAGCGCCGUGGACGUCUUCGUCAUCGGCACCGGGGGCGUGCGCGAGGCGUCCGACGGUUCGGGCGCCGCCGAGCUCACGGAGCUGUUCCGCGACAGGCUGCUGGGAGACGUGCCGCGCCUCCUUGCGGGCCUCGGGCUCCCCACCGUGGCCUUCUCGGUGGAGAUCCUGGACGAGCGGGAGGAGGCGCUCCUCGAGGCGCAGGCGGCCAUGAAGGCCUUCGGCGACCGCCUCGACCUGGCCGGCGUGAUCGGCGCGGGCGGCAGCUCCGUGCAGCUCUCGGAGCUCGUCUCCGACUCGGUGGUGACGACCCCGUGGGGCGCCAGGAACGUCUUCGUCGGGGACGGAGCGUACUCGCAGUUCAGGGAGCGCUUCACCGAACCUACCCUCGAGAGCUUCCUGGGCGCCUUCGAGGCGGCGUACGGCGCGGCGCCGGGCAAGCGGAGCCUGCGCGAGGUCCGGCUGCAAGCGCAGCGCGCGUCCGCCGAGUCGCAGUCCGGCGGCCCGCCUUUCGUGGGCACCUGGGUGGCGAUGAGCGGCCUGUGCAUCGCGGCCCAGGACAUCCCGGGGCUGAAGGAUUUCGCCAAGCACUACCUCAACGCCGAGGUUAGCAAGCCAGUGGCGGUCAGCGUGGCCCAGGAGCACUACCUUCACUACCUGGUGGACUUCGCCGAGCGCGACGAGCCGCCGGGCUCCGUGCCGCCAAGCGAGCGUAGGUCACCCGCCAGUGCCGCGGUGAUGUUGUGGCACCUGCUCCGCUUCUUCUCGGGGGACGCGGCGCUCCGCUUCGCCAAGAAGGUCGACGGCAUCGACCUCUCGGUGAACGCCGGGUAUGCGCUGCGAAAGUUCACUGGGGAUCGGCGGACUUGCUCCUCCACGUCAAACUUGAUCAUAUAG
Prorocentrum cordatum is the source of this 2337-nucleotide messenger RNA. Lineage: Eukaryota; Dinophyceae; Prorocentrales; Prorocentraceae. The record is from the annotation of a GenBank genome assembly.